Molecule: messenger RNA, 861 nt
Organism: Plasmodium malariae
Lineage: Eukaryota; Apicomplexa; Aconoidasida; Haemosporida; Plasmodiidae
Product: conserved Plasmodium protein, unknown function
Exons: 1
Coding region: 1-861 (286 amino acids)
Biological process (GO): proteasome-mediated ubiquitin-dependent protein catabolic process
Molecular function (GO): endopeptidase inhibitor activity; proteasome binding
Source: RefSeq, a predicted model, not a curated record
AUGAAAAGACACGACACGUUUAAGGACUUAAUAAGACUACAUGACAACUUAAAAAAGGAAGAAAUCCUGGCCUUGUUUUUUCACAGCUGUAUUUUGAACAAUUGCUAUAAUUACAUAUUAAAUGAAGAAAAAAAAUAUGCAACAUCAAAUAAUGAGAAAAUAAAAAUUUCAAAUGGCUAUAUAAAAUAUACACAAGGUGAUGAAAAGGACCAAGUUUUCAUAAGUAGAAUAUUAAUAGAUCCCCUAUGGAGAAAGAGUUCAAAUAAUUACAAUUUUACAUAUAAGUCUACACAAAAUGAUGAUACAUAUAAUUUAAAUAUAUUAAAAAUAGAAAAAUCCUUAGUUCUUCAAAUAAUUAAUACUGCACAACCAUCUACUGUACAUACUGUAACAAUAAAUAUGAACGAGUACAUAAAUAAUACCAAGGAAGAAAAUAUAAUAGACAAAAUUGAAGAAACUAUAAAUAUAGAAAAAUUAGAAAAUAUAUUUCAAAAUCAUAUAUUAAAUAACAUGAAUAAGACAAAUGUUUAUAAUACCAUGAGAAAUAAUAAUAGUCUUAUUAUUGAGUCAAAUAUACAAGAAACACAAAAGGAAAAUAUGUUUAAAGCGAAGGAAAGCCAGUUUUUACAAAAUUUCACAAAUGACUAUUUUGAUGAUAAAAAUCCAACAAUAGAAGGAAGGAAUUUGAUACCAAAUUUUAGAAAAGACGAUUCUGUUUUGAAACCUGAUGGGUUAUUAGUAGGACCAAAUAAUAAAUUUUUUAGCCCAAAAAAUUUACGGUAUGAUCCUAUGGGACCUUUCGGAAACGAGCCCAAUGCUGAUAACAAACCUUUUGAAUUUCAGAAUAAUUUCCCCUUUUAA